This is a messenger RNA of Megalops cyprinoides (Indo-Pacific tarpon), 2143 nucleotides long. RefSeq names its product translocon-associated protein subunit alpha-like. Gene Ontology annotation, cellular component: endoplasmic reticulum membrane; endoplasmic reticulum. The record is from RefSeq and is a predicted model, not a curated record. Bases 41 to 898 code for a protein of 285 amino acids. The transcript has 9 exons. Lineage: Eukaryota; Metazoa; Chordata; Actinopteri; Elopiformes; Megalopidae.
CUGUUGACUUGGAGCAAGGCAAAACCUAUACGGCUGUAAAAUGUUUAAUGUUGGACCAAAACUCUUUUUGCUUUUUCUUAUUGCUUUUCCAUGUACGCUGAUUUCAGUCGGGAGGGUGUCAGCUCAGAGUGACCCCUUGGAGGAUCACAUCCCAGAUUCGUCCGUUGAGGACGAAGAGGAGGAUGAAGAGGAGGUGUUGGCUGACGAGGCCCAAGUCUCAGACUCAGACACAGAUGAUGAUGCCGAUGAGGAUUCAACGGGAACAGAUGUGACCUCUCACCCUGAUGCGGACACCACGAUCAUUUUUGUCACUGGGGAAGAGUUCCCAGCCAAUGAAAUUGUGAAGUUCCUGGUGGGUUUCACCAAUAAAGGAAGUCAGGACUUCAUUGUCCGGUCACUGGAGGCCUCCUUCCGUUACCCACAGGACUACCAGUUUUACAUUCAGAACUUCACAGCCCUGCCCUUGAGCACCGUGGUCCAGCCCCAGAGACAGGCCUCCUUUGAGUACUCCUUCAUCCCUGCACAGCCAAUGGCUGGCCGCCCUUUCGGACUGGUCAUCCUGCUCAAUUACCAGGACAGUGAGGGUAGUGUUUUCCAGAAUGCCAUAUACAACCAGACCGUCACCAUCAGCGAGCUGGAUGAGGGACUUGAUGGAGAAACGAUGUUUAUGUAUGUGUUCCUUGCUGGACUGGUCUUUCUGCUGUUGUUUGGCAUCUACCAGGUGCUGGAAUCUCGAACGAGGAAGAGAGUGCCGGUGAAGGUAGAGACAGGAACCGGUGGUCUGAAUGAUGUGGACAUCAGCUGGAUCCCCCAGGAGACCCUCAAUGCCAUGAACAAAGCCUCCCCGAAAGCUUCACCCAGGAAGCGCACCAAGAGAGCAGCCGGCACUGACCAGUAAACCUCCCAAUGUGACCAUCCCCAACUGUGAGGUCAGAGCAGCGCUCAGGGCCCACCUCAGCUCAACACCACCGCCCAACGCUACCUGCCCAAGAACUCUGAAAUCUGCCCCAGCUCUGAAAGCCUAACAGUUCGCCACAGAAGGUUCCAGAACAAAAAGCUGUGGUGUCUGUGACAUUCGCUCAUGCCUCCUGGGGGGUGAAAUGCCACUAAUGUUGGACACUGGUAGCCAUGAAUAAUGAUAAUUUUUUUUUCAGCAAGAAUUCAUGAUUGUUUUUAUUUAGUUAUGUCUUCAGGAAACACAGGCUUGAUAAAUUAGGUAUGUUUGAUUGAGCAUUUAAUUGGUACAGUAUGUCCAAGUCAAACAGACCCAUGUUUUAAUCACUUUUCAUGUUUUUCUUUACCGUCUGGUCAGAGACUAUUAUGCUGCCAAAUGGGGAAAAUUGAAGUUAUUUGAUUUUUAAAAUAUUGGCAGAGGUUUUUUUUGUAAUGUUUGGUACUAGUAAGUAAAGUACUAGUAACCCUACCAAAGCAGGGGGGUCUCUUUUAGAUUGUUUGUAAAAUUUUCUAAUUUUUAUAAUUUUGAUUGACAUGCAGGUAAUUUAUGUGGUACUUCCCAUGGUAAGAAUAGCAGGGAUGAACAAAAUUUUGACCUAAAAGGCCUGUUGAUAUGUAUGCUGUUUUGACUGACCAUUCUGAGUUAAGGCUGAAACGCAUGCUUUUGAUCUGGAGCAGAGCCAUAGACUUAUGAAAGACACUUACUCCAAAGGCAGCUCUCUCUCUCUCACUCUCUCACACACACACACACACGCACACACACACUAUUUCACUUACAUGCAUCAUCACACGUAUUUAAUUUAGGAGGUUACAUCUCCAUUCAUUCUGUGCUUGUGCCCUUCAGAAUGGAACUUUCCAGAAUCCCGAUGACAGAAGUGCAUGCACCUAAUGCCUUUCGAUGCACCAAAAGCAACAGAUGGCAGCAUGUAGCGGAGAGACACUUGACUAUCAGAGGGCACUGAUUUGCAAAGGGGGCAGUGUUUUGCUUUCUUUAUUCUGAGGCAUUCUGGUAUGGGCAAAAGAAUGAAUGCAUAAUUGUAACACUAACGGUUGGAUGUCGGUGGCUGGCAUACCUUCACUUGUGACUGGAGUGAAAUGAUUCGGUGCCAGUUAUUUUUUUCCCUGAAAGGCCCUUUCAACAUUGCAGUGAUGUUGCCAGAAACAUUAAACAAUUACAGUCUGGGCUAAA